Staurois parvus is the source of this 344-nucleotide messenger RNA. NCBI's taxonomy places the organism in Eukaryota, Metazoa, Chordata, Amphibia, Anura, Ranidae. The record is from the annotation of a GenBank genome assembly.
AGCACACAGCGCGGCGAUCGGCGGUGCGCUGUGUCCCUUGGACACAGCGGAUCAUCGAUCCACGGAAAGAGCCGAAGAUGUCAGCGCGGUCAUGUGAUCAGCUGUGUACAAUCACAGCUGAUCACUGAUCAUCAGAGCACUGAUGAUCAGUGUGCCCUGAUGAUCUGUGUAGCCCCAGCAGUGCCAGCUGUCAGUGUCCAUCAGUGCCAGCUGUCAGUGCUCAUCCAUGCCACCUGCCAGUGCCCAUCAGUGCCACAUCAGUGCCACAUUUCAGUGCCUAUCAGUUCCACAUAAAUGCCACAUCAGUGCCCAUCUGAGCUGCCUUUCAGUGUCACCUAUCAGUG